Monodelphis domestica (gray short-tailed opossum) is the source of this 881-nucleotide messenger RNA. RefSeq lists its product as uncharacterized. NCBI's taxonomy places the organism in Eukaryota, Metazoa, Chordata, Mammalia, Didelphimorphia, Didelphidae. The record is from RefSeq and is a predicted model, not a curated record.
GACCGACCCGUGACUAUAAACAACCAGAGCAUGCAGGAGCUCAGUACCUAACUACAAGGGAGCAGCCCUGGGACCCCAGGACAGGAAGUGGUAGUAGGAACGAUGCCCAUCAAUAAACCGAGGAGCAAGGCCCGUGAGGCUCCGGAGAAGGCCCGCUCGGAGGAGGCUGACGGCCCGGGUUGGGCGGCAGCAGUGGCAGCCGCCGCCGCAGCCCCGCCGCGGCUCCGAGGCUCUCGCGCGCAGCUCUCCGCACCCCCCCACCCCAAGCACAAUACAUGGUCCCGUCCGCCCCCUACCUUCGGAGCCCCGAAGUUCGUCACCGCGAACCGAGGGAGAAAUCGGGGGCCUCCCGCUGGGGCCAUGGGCCCGUCGCCCCCAGCUCCCCGUUCCCGCCGCCGCCCGGAGCUGCACCGGUUCCCCAGAAUAGGCAAGAGCCGCUGCUGCCUGUGCACGACUCGGGGUCCCAAAAGCCGGCUCUCGCUGCCUACCGCUUACCUAAGUCCCAGGCCGCGCUGGAUCCCUCGCUCCCCCUGCCGGCGGUCCGGACGUCGGCCAUUUCCGACGGGGGCGGCGGGAUUUGCCGAAGAGCUCCGGCCCGGAAACGGCCGAGGGAGGAGGAGGGAGGCAGUGUUCGGCACUUUCCGGAAGGAGCUGGGGAGGAACUGGAGUCUUCAGCACUUGGUAGGGAUGAGCGAGCUGGGAAGCAUGGGAGAAACAGCUCGGAUAGCCAAGUGUCCCAAUGGCUAGAGAGCGGGGACUUUGUCUGAAAGACCAAAUCAUACACUUUUACUAGUAGUGUGAUCCAUUAGAUUGUGAGCUCUCCGAGGGCAGGGAGUAUCUUUUUUGUGUGUGUCCUCAACGCUUAAUAAAUGUUUAUUGAA